AUGGUAUUCUCAAGCCUUGAUGAUUGUUAUUCAAUAUAUGUUAAGUAUGCCAAGGAGUGUAGGUUUUCAUUCAGGAAAGGGACUACAAAGACAAACUCUAAAGAUGUCUUACAUAUUAAGUAUUUCUUGUGUACGAGAGCUGGGGUACAUAAGGACAAGAAGGUUGAUACGUUCGACCCCAAUCAAAAGGAGCGAGUAGUGCGAUCUAACUUUUCAAAGAGGAUUGAUUGUGGGACACUGCUAUGUGUACUUUUUGAGGAUGCAUCAUGGAAGGUGUAUAAGUUUGUCGAGGAGCACAAUCAUGAACUUGUUGAACGUCCUGAUAAGCAUUUUCUUCCAACUGAACGACACCUCACUCAGCUCCAGAAGCAUGUUAUACAUAGCAUGUCUAAGUUGAAUUUGGGUCCUGUCAAGGUGUUUAAUGUUAUGAAGACUUGUUUUGACGGUUUUGAAGACGUGGGUGCAAGCAAAGUUAAAUUUAAGAACUAUAAGAGGCAAAUUAACUUGUUCAUAGGGGAAUAUGACGCCGAUAUGGUUGUGAAACAUUUGACUGAAAAAAAAAAUUCCCAGCCUAAUUUCUCGUAUGAUUACAUCACAGACGAAGAGAAUCGUUUGAAGGGUCUUUUUUGGUGUGACGAUCAAGCCAAACGUAAUUACCACGUGUUUGGUGAUGUGAUUUCGUUUGAUGCCACAUACUCUAUGGUGUUUGUACCGUUCACUGGUAUAGACAAUCAUCACUGCAAUGUUACAUUUGGUACAACAUUGUUGGCGUCGGAAACUGCUGAUACGUAUAUUUGGUUGUUAAUAGUUUUUCUAAAAGCUGUUGGUUCUCAACCACAAGUUGUUGUCACUGACCAAGAUCCAGCGAUGAAGAAGGCUAUUUCUGUUGUAUUUGUUGACACGAGGCAUCGGUUAUGCAUGUGGCAUGUGAUGCAUAAACUUUCUCUGAAGGUUGGUGUUAGGCUAUGCAAUUCCACCAAUUUUAAAGAACGUAUUUGUGGUGUUGUGUGGACGGAUAUUCUCACACCUGAAGAGUUUGAAUCAGAAUGGGAAGCGGUUAUCGCAGAAUUCAAUUUAGAAGAUAAUGACUGGCUAUCUGAUAUUUUUGCACUUAGGGAAUCUUGGAUCCCUGGAUACUAUAGAAUGGAGCAUAUGUCUGGUCUUAUGUGA
Helianthus annuus (common sunflower) is the source of this 1170-nucleotide messenger RNA. RefSeq names its product protein FAR1-RELATED SEQUENCE 5-like. The transcript is spliced from 3 exons. The record is from RefSeq and is a predicted model, not a curated record. NCBI's taxonomy places the organism in Eukaryota, Viridiplantae, Streptophyta, Magnoliopsida, Asterales, Asteraceae. Gene Ontology annotation, biological process: regulation of DNA-templated transcription. The coding region runs from base 1 to 1170 and encodes 389 amino acids.